AUUAUUUUUAUAUGUUAUAAUUUAGCAUGGAACGUGCCCGAUUUGUCGUAAGUAUUUAGCUGAUGAUGGAUUAGGUUCAAUUAAUUCUGACCCACUAAAUGGAAUCAGCCUGGGUGUUGGUCCAAACUUAGCAGCACUUAUUAGAGCUAGAGGCCAACGUAAUAGUGAUCCAGUUUGGGGAAUGAAUGAAUAUGACAUGGCAUCAACAUCAUCAGAUUGGCCAUCACAACUUGGUAUAAGUUUACCUUUACCCAUUGUGUCCACUUCUUCAUCCACCCAAAUUCCAGCCACUUCAGGCAUGUCUACAUAUUCUUCUGUUGCUGCUAGAAAUUUACAUGACCCUCAAUUAUCUACAUCUAAUGAUGCUGAACCUAUGGAUACUGAUCAUGAUCAAAAUUUACCAGCAGUGAACAAUACAAAUGAAUCCUAGUCUUUUUAUAUUACU
This is a messenger RNA of Daktulosphaira vitifoliae (grape phylloxera), 445 nucleotides long. RefSeq lists its product as uncharacterized. The record is from RefSeq and is a predicted model, not a curated record. Lineage: Eukaryota; Metazoa; Arthropoda; Insecta; Hemiptera; Phylloxeridae. Bases 182 to 430 code for a protein of 82 amino acids. The transcript is spliced from 2 exons.